Molecule: messenger RNA, 2182 nt
Organism: Cokeromyces recurvatus
Lineage: Eukaryota; Fungi; Mucoromycota; Mucoromycetes; Mucorales; Mucoraceae
Product: kinase-like domain-containing protein
Exons: 5
Coding region: 1-2115 (704 amino acids)
Biological process (GO): intracellular signal transduction; microtubule cytoskeleton organization; protein phosphorylation
Cellular component (GO): cytoplasm
Molecular function (GO): tau-protein kinase activity; ATP binding; protein serine/threonine kinase activity
Source: RefSeq, a predicted model, not a curated record
AUGCAAACAUCAUCAAUACAAGCUGAAACUAUGAAUACAAGCCAUGCGUCAUCAGAGCAUGAAUACAGGAAACAAUCUAGAAAAGUAAUAGGGAAAUAUUUUUUAUCAAAGACACUAGGUAAAGGUUCAAUGGGAAAAGUGAAAUUAGCCUUAAAUGCAGAUACAAACGAAAGGCUUGCUGUCAAAAUUAUACCACGUAAAUUUAAUACUACACCCAACAUGACUCGAAAACGAGAAAAAAAUAGAGAACUUCGUACAAUUCGAGAAGCGAAUAUUAUGCUUUUAUUAGAUCAUCCUUAUAUCGCUAAAGUAUAUGAAAUGGCUUUAGUAGAUGAUUUUUAUUAUUUGUUUAUGGAAUAUGUGGAUGGAGGACAGUUACUAGAUUAUAUUAUUUCACAUGGUCGAUUAAAGGAAAAGCAUGCAAGACAUAUUGCGAGACAAAUAGCAAGUGCAUUAGACUAUUGUCACCGUAAUUCUAUUGUACACCGAGACUUAAAGGUCGAAAAUAUUCUUAUUUCUAGUAGUGGGGAUAUCAAAAUUAUUGACUUUGGUUUAUCCAAUUUAUUUUCACCAGAUUCUUAUUUAUCUACCUUUUGUGGUUCACUUUAUUUUGCCGCUCCUGAAUUAUUAGAGGGUCGAACUUAUAUAGGCCCUGAAGUAGAUAUAUGGAGCUUUGGGGUUGUUAUCUAUAUCCUGGUCACAGGACAAGUACCCUUUGAUGAUCCAACUAUAGCAGGAAUGCAUAACAAAGUAAAGCAAGGCCAUAUUGAAUACCCUUCCUACCUAUCCACAGAUUGUAAAUCACUUUUACAACGUAUGCUAUGUACAAAUCGUAAGAAGCGUGCUACUUUAUCAGAGGUCAUCAUGCAUCCAUGGAUGAAUAAAGGCUAUGAUUGUAUUGUGGAUAACUAUCUUCCUGAACGAAAACCUUUAGAAUUACCAAUUGAUAUGAACAUUGUGCGUGGUAUGCAAGGAUUCAAGUUGGGAUCAGAAGAAGCUAUCAGUGAGGAAUUGAAGAAGUUGAUCACAUCUACAGAAUACCAGCAACAUUCAGAAUCAGAGCCCUAUCAUCCAUUAAUUUCUAUCUAUUAUUUAAUAAAAGAACAUAUGGAACGAAAUGACAAAGCUAGUUCCGUUGUUGCAAAUCAUAAGGUAUCAUCGUCUUCUUCUUCUUCUUCUAUCGAGAACACACACAUGUUUGACAAUUCAGUUGUUAUUCAUGAUGCAGAUAACAACCAAGGACGAGUACAAGUGUCUUCUUCUUGUCCGACGAAUAACAAUAGAGGAACAACACAGGAUUCACAACAGACAGACUUGUUAUUCUCACCUCCUCCCUAUUUUUAUGACUCUUCAAAUAGAAGCUAUCCUUCACAACACAGGUCAGAUGAUACAAGUUCAAAACCUUCGACACCCUCUAAUCUCUUUCGUCGAUUGAGUCGUCGAUUCAGUCGUCAACAUGCUAUCCCAAUAGAGGAUAAUUCGAUUUCAUUCAAUGAAAAGAGGACAACAACUACAUUAAACAAUCAUACGCAUCUCUCUUCACCAGAGACAACACCGAAUAGUAAAUUAGAUCGGUUCCUAAGACGUGCCAAAUCAAUUACUAUCAAAGAUAUACCAUCUAUAAAACAACAACAACAACAGCAGCAGCAGAAGCAGCUAUACAGUCAACGUCGUAAAUCAAUGAUGAGUUAUAAAGAGAUUCAUCGUAAAGAUGAUGAAGCACUUGUGCGUAAAAGACAAUCAAAUGAGGAGCAUCCCUCUUCUAGGGAUUUACUCGAUCAAAACAAUAGUACCCAACAACCACAGGCGGAUCAUAUCGUACAUUCUGUUUAUGUAAAAGGAUUGUUUUCUGUUUCAACAACAUCUACGAAAAAGGCUUCAGAGAUAAGGUUAGAAAUUAUUAACAUAUUACAUAAACAGAAUAUCAAGUAUAGAGAAAUGGAUGAUCGAUUUGAAUGUGUUGUCUUGAAAGGUGGUUGCAUUAAGUUUGAUAUUUAUAUUGUCAAGAUACCAUGGCUAUUAGGUAUGCGUGGACUCCAGUUUAGGCGUACAAGUGGUGAUUCAUGGCAGUAUAAGGAUUUAUGUAGAAAAAUCUUAGAUACUAUAAGGUUAUAAAUAAAAUUAUAUGAGGAUGAUAUUAUGAACUUUUAAAUAUCCGAAAUUCAAUUCUCCUCUUUUCUUU